Molecule: messenger RNA, 2728 nt
Organism: Melanotaenia boesemani (Boeseman's rainbowfish)
Lineage: Eukaryota; Metazoa; Chordata; Actinopteri; Atheriniformes; Melanotaeniidae
Gene: tmem60
Product: transmembrane protein 60
Exons: 2
Coding region: 303-707 (134 amino acids)
Source: RefSeq, a predicted model, not a curated record
UGACGUCGUUGCAGCUGUCUGGAACUAGCUUUAGGCUAACACUACGUGGUAAAGUUGUUGUAUAAACGUUUAAUGUCUAAUGUAACGACACUCUUCGUCUUGUUGAAGAGUUCGUAUUUAAAAGCUUCGUUUCUAAGAAGUUAAACUGACGCCUCUGCUGAACUCGUCGUUAAUGUAUCUUCACAGCCAUCAGAGACGGAGCUUGUUGUAUCUUGGUGUACUUUCAGAAAUCUCUGUCUGCCAUCAUCCUCUUCUCCAGUCUCUGUGUGCGGAUGACACUGGCGUGCGCCAGUCCUUCAUAGAUGAAGAUGUCCCUGGCUCAGCGAGUGCUCCUCUCCUGGAUCUUUGCCCUUAUCUUUCUCAUCAUGUUGGUCCUCAAGCUGGACUCUAAAAUCCAGUGGAACUGGUUUCUCAUCUUCCUUCCUGUAUGGACCUUUGACACCAUCCUCAUCCUCAUGCUGAUUGUGAAGAUGGCAGGUCGCUGCAAGCCGGACUUUGACCCCAGGGAUGGUGAGCAGAGUAUAAAGAGGAGGUUGUGGUACCUGACAGCUCUGCUGUUGAAGCUGGCCUUUUGUCUGACACUGUGCUCCCGCCUGGAGAAGCUCACUGACAUUUUGGUCAGCGUGGUGUGCGUCCCUCUGUGGGUGCUGCUGGGUGGAGCUCUGGUGGAGUUGGGACACAGUGUUUUCCACUACAGGAGGGACUGAACUUGUUGAGUUGUAAAAUCUUAUAAAUGGGACUAUUUUUUUUAGUAUCUUUGAGUGAGGACUGGCCACUGAAGGCUGAUACUAACUUUUAUGAAUAAAUCAGCUGUUUGUCACUACAGAUUGCAGAUUGAAUUGAUUAGGGUCUCAGUUAAAUCUACAUUAUUAGAAGAAAAAAACCAUCUGUGUGCCCUUUUCUCUCUUUAGAAGGAGUUAAUUAUGAAUAAUUUCCUGAUACAUUUUGAUCUCAAAAUCAACAUUUUGCACACAGUGUCUUUGUGGUCGGACAUCUUUAAGUAAAACCAGCCUUCAGUCUGUGUUUGGCUUCAUGCUGCUGCCUUUUGGCUCAUCUUUGAGUAACAGUAAAGAACGAUUUCUACCAGAUGAGACUUUGAUCCAGAUCAUGGAUUAGGCCGAAGCACCUUUUCUGGUAUGGUGAUCUAGCAUGUGCACCAUCUACACUAGUUAUUGCUUUAGACUUCACUGUUUAAUUUUCUACAUUGGUGCACCGUGUGCCUCUGAGCCAUUUCUCAGUUAAACUAUUUUUAUAAAGACAUUAUGCAGGGUCCUGUGGAAUCUCCUGUUUGAUGAAUCACAAUCAGACAUGUUCACUACAGAUAUUUCCAAAAGUAACCCUCUAUCAGUAUGUAUGAAUGUAAACUCAGAAUUUAUUUAUCUGUAUGAUUAAGUGUAAUUUGUAUCUUGACUGUAAUUGGCACCCUUGUGAAUGCGAUACAGUACAUACACACUCAAGUUUGAAAAUAUUUAAACUCAUUACAUAUGUCUUUCUAUUUUAACAAAAUAUAUUCAAGUUAUAGUUACACAAAGUAAUAAAGAUGGACUUGUUCAGACUGAGUUUUAAUUUAUGGCCAUGACAGUUAAAAUUACUCUUAAGGAUAUGGGCAUCAAAGCCCUUCAACAUAUAGUCCUCUUUCUCAAGGGUUACUGCACUAAUUAAUAUAAUUAAAAACUGUUUCAUUCAAAUCUCAAAUUCUUUUGCAGGAUGAAAUCUCGACAUUAAUACAUGGUUUAAGUUGCGCAUAUGUGGAGAUUUUGGUUAUAGCAGGAAAACUGUUAGAUGGAGGUCUGGUUUGCUGUGGCUCAUGUUCUCAGUGAUCUCUUUCCAGGUCUUAACUCGGGCUGUCUUAGGUUGCUAUUUGUGCAAUUUUCUGCCUUUAGUUUAAAAGAUUUAAUAAACUGAGGCACAUUCAGGUUUGGCUUGGAUGACUAAGAAAAUUUUAGUUUUUUUUAACCUUCAAAAUCACCUGUGUUGCAUGUUUUGGGACAUUGCUUAUAUGCUGUAAAACAAACUUAAAUAGCAGCUUUCCUGAACUUGUCUGACUCUAAGAUGGUAUUACCCGCUAUUUAAAAAUUAAUUUUGCUGCUUCUGUCUCAAUAAUGAACACUGGUGUCCCAGUGUUACAAGAAGGCAAGUAUUAUCAUGCCAGAACAUUUUUUUCAGUCAGCACCAGGCUGUUAAUUUAGUCAUUACCUCUAACCAAUUUGAUUUUGACAAGUGUACAAUUUUACAAGAAAUAUUUCAUACCUAAAAUUAUGAAACAAUUCAGCUUUAAUCCUUCCAACAGUCAUCACCUGUGGAUGCACUACAGCCUUUUUCAUUUCUGUAAGAUUACUAUGGUAAACCUGUAGUAGAAUCAGCUUAAAAAAUAUAAUCAGCUUCAGUAGAUGGAGCCAUUUCUCAGUUGAAACAAACAUGUCACAGGCAGUAUUUCAGAUAUAAGUAUUGACAGAUUAGCUGAACUUCACUUGGCUCCUCUGUGAAAAUGUGACUGUAUAACUGUGACACAAUGAGCAUGAAACAAGACUUCAGAUCUGCAAGACGCCAAGUAGCAUCAUUCUCUAUUAGCAAUGAAAGUAAAGUUCCGACUGAUGGUUUAUUUUGGAGAUAUCCAUCCACAAAGUAACACGAUGGACGCCGUGGAGCCACACUAACCCCAGCACUCAUUAGUAGCAGCUAAACAUGCAGUAAGAAAAAUAUUACCUGUUGAUACAAAAAAAAAACA